This is a messenger RNA of Cryptotermes secundus, 2143 nucleotides long. RefSeq names its product cyclin-dependent kinase 8 (gene Cdk8). The coding region runs from base 127 to 1278 and encodes 383 amino acids. The transcript is spliced from 10 exons. NCBI's taxonomy places the organism in Eukaryota, Metazoa, Arthropoda, Insecta, Blattodea, Kalotermitidae. Gene Ontology annotation, molecular function: RNA polymerase II CTD heptapeptide repeat kinase activity; cyclin-dependent protein serine/threonine kinase activity; ATP binding. Gene Ontology annotation, biological process: protein phosphorylation. Gene Ontology annotation, cellular component: mediator complex; nucleus. The record is from RefSeq and is a predicted model, not a curated record.
GUAAUCGACCAUAAUUGUAAUGGUGAAUAAUUGUUAGCUACAUGUCAUUGUUGCCCAAAACACUUUCAGGGAGUUCAGGGGGACUGAACCUCCUUUGCAGGGAUAAUUACUUAAUCGUCUUCCUUAAUGAUGGACUACGAAUUCAAACUGAAAACAGCGUCAGAACGUGCCAAAGUAGAAGACUUGUUUGAUUACGAGGGUUGUAAAGUCGGUCGCGGGACGUACGGUCAUGUUUACAAAGCUCGGAGAAAAGAUGGGUCUGAUCCAAGAGAUUAUGCCUUAAAACAGAUAGAAGGGACAGGCUUGUCUAUGUCUGCUUGUAGAGAAAUUGCUUUGCUACGUGAAUUAAAACAUUCAAAUGUGAUAAACCUCAUUAGAGUCUUCCUUUCCCAUAAUGACAGGAAAGUCUUUUUGCUAUUUGAUUAUGCUGAACAUGAUCUAUGGCACAUAAUAAAAUUCCACAGAGCAGCUAAAGCAAACAAGAAACCGGUAAUGGUUCCUAAAGGAAUGGUAAAAUCCCUUCUAUAUCAGAUCUUAGAUGGAAUUCACUAUCUGCAUUCCAAUUGGGUGCUACACAGAGACCUGAAACCCGCAAAUAUCCUCGUAAUGGGUGAAGGACCAGAAAGAGGCAGGGUAAAGAUUGCAGACAUGGGUUUUGCUAGACUGUUUAAUGCACCAUUGAAACCACUGGCAGACUUGGAUCCAGUGGUUGUAACAUUCUGGUAUCGGGCGCCUGAAUUGCUUUUAGGUGCUAGGCACUAUACUAAAGCUAUAGAUAUUUGGGCAAUAGGAUGCAUAUUCGCUGAGCUUCUAACGUCAGAACCUAUAUUUCAUUGUCGGCAAGAAGAUAUUAAAACUAGUAAUCCAUAUCACCAUGACCAACUAGAUAGGAUAUUCAAUGUGAUGGGUUUUCCCUUAGAAAAAGACUGGGAAGAUAUCAAGAAAAUGCCAGAACAUCCAACAUUGCUCAAAGAUUUCAAAAGGGCUAAUUAUUCCAAUUGUUCACUAGUAAAGUACAUGGAUAGGCAUAAAAUCAAACCAGAUAGCAAAGCAUUCCAUUUGCUUCAGAAACUACUUCUGAUGGAUCCUACAAAAAGAAUCACGUCCGAACAAGCUAUGCAAGAUGCCUAUUUCCAGGAAGAACCACUCCCAACUCAGGAUGUUUUUGCUGGAUGUCAGAUUCCUUACCCAAAGAGAGAAUUUCUUACUGAUGAUGACAACGAAGACAAGUCAGAGAAUAAGGCUCGGCAGAAUCAGCCUCAAAAUGUAUCCCUCUGACCUGCCCUGAAAAGGAGCUAGUUGAGAGGAGGAACAAAAGAUAAGAUACAUUCCAUCAACGUCCGUGAGACAGCAUGGUAGUAACGUGCUAAUUUCAUUCUUUGUUUGAGAGAUAUUUUCUAGUUUGACAGUAUUAUCUGAAGCACUCUCUUUGCAUCUAAAAAGAGUAAGCACCAUGUCUGACAUACUUUUCUGAGUUAUACGGACUAUUUCAUUUUACAAGAUUUUUUUUUAUAUGUGAUAAAUGUAAAACAGUGGUGCUCUGUGUUGAAGUGUUAUGUUUGUGGCUACAGAAUGCUGUUACACCUAUAUGCUAAUGGCCACACUUUCAGUUUUUUAUAGUAGAUGUUGAAUUGAAAUGCUCUCAAGACAAAAGUAUUGUUGCUUGAAAAUAUUAUAAGCAUUUUAUACAAGGUUCAAAGGACUAAACCAUGGUCCUGUAUGUGUUAAAGCAGUAAGACCUGAAGAUUUUAACGAGUCCUCAUAGCCUUAUUUCAACAGGUGCAAGUAAAAACACUCAACUUUAACAUAUUUUGAACUAAGUCCAUGGAGCAGAGAUUUCCUUGAGAAGUUAGUUUUGAUAUUCUCUGUAAUAUUUUCCCAUACACCAAUGAUGUCCACAUUAGCGGGUUUUUCUUAACCUGAUUCUCUUUUCUGGUUUUCACAUUAUUUAGCUCCUUGAGCUUGAAUCUCACCAUGUCACACUAUUGCAAUGUUUGUUUACUUUCUGACAGUCUCUUCCUAACUCUUGAAGCCAUCAGAUGGUGGUUAGUAUCACAGUCGGUGGUGCCAUAGCUCACGCUUCCCACCGCGGUGGCCUGGGUUCGAUCCUGGGUCUGGUCAAGUGGGAUUUGUGGUGGAAAAA